AUGCAUUUUUCGAUUCCUCACUCAACAAACUCGAAAGAUUCAGCGUCUGGCGUUACUUUCGCUCUUUACCAUAUUCAUAUAAAUGGUACUCAUCAUUCAAGUUUACGUUAUUCACAAUUACGAACAUUUAAUGAAGAAUUACAUCGUUUAUUCUCACCAUCCACAAUAUACAUUCUUUCAUUUCCCCCCAAAAAAUUAUUUUUAUCAACAACUGAAAAAGAGAAACGUCGUCUUCAACUAGAACGUUAUUUACAAUCAAUUAUACAACAUAAAUCAAUAGUUACCUCAACAUAUUUUCAAAGAUUUUUUUUACAUUCUCAACGUAAAACAUUUCAAUAUCUAUUAGAAGGUAAAGAGAAUCAAGAUGAAAAAUUAGAAUUUUCUAUUUUUUUAUUAAACAAUCAUCAAUUAAAAAUUCAAAUAUAUCCAACUGAUAAUACCCAGCGAUUAUUAGAUUUAUUAGCAAUAAAAAUUCAACUAUCGACAGAUUUUUUAUCAUACUUUGGCUUAUUUUUAAUUAAGAAUGAUGAUAAAUCAACAUUAGCAACUGAUAUAUUAAUUAUUCGACAAUUGGUAGACUUUGAAGCACCUUAUUUAUCAUUAGAAUAUAUGAAACGUAAAACAAAUGAUUCUAGUUAUUGUGUAAUAUUAAGAAAAUCUUAUUGGGAUAUAACGUGUGAUAAUUUAUUAUUAAGUGAUCAAAAAGCAAGAAAUUUAUUGUUUAUACAAGUACAACAUGAAUUAGAACAUAAUAAUUGUUUAUCGAAAAAUAUACCAGAUGAUAUCAAACGUCAGCUACUUACAUUAAAAGAAAGUAAUUCAUUCAAAGAGUAUGUAUUACUAGCAAAACAUUUAAAAUAUUACGGUUAUUCAGUCAUUAAAUAUUGUUCCAUGUUAUUUCCACUUACUAACGAUCAACAGUCACAAAAAUUGUAUCAGUGCGAACUGGCUAUUGGUAAUAGUGAACUUGUUUGUAUAAUUUCUGAUAUUAAUAGAGAAUUGACAUUCAAAGUGACAAGAAUAAGAUGUUGGCGUGUAACGAGCACAUCCAGACAACAAGAACAACAACCAAUGUACUCUACAAAUAGUCUAUCAUCUAUAAUCACCACAAAUACCGUGAAUGAUACGGCACAAACGACGAUAAAUGAUGAAGAUAUGGAUCUUUCGUUUGAAUAUUUGAUAUCGAAAGAAUCAUUAAAAUGGAUUACAAUUAAUACAUUACAAGCGACAUUGAUUAGUGCCUUUUUACAAAAUAUGGUGGAUGAAAUAUUAACAAAAAGAGGUGGGCAAACACUACCUACGGAUGACAGUAAGUCAUCAAUAUCAUUAACAUCUAAACAAUCAUCACAACAAAUCGUAUCGUCCACGAAAUUUGGAAAUGUAUUAGUAAACCGAGCUGUUUCCGAUUUGUCAAAACCAAACAAUAUGAUAUUUGAUUAUGAUGAUGAUGCUAAUUUAUAA
This is a messenger RNA of Didymodactylos carnosus, 1461 nucleotides long. Lineage: Eukaryota; Metazoa; Rotifera; Eurotatoria; Philodinida; Philodinidae. The record is from the annotation of a GenBank genome assembly.